AUGUCGCGCUCCUUCUAUGUGGACUCGCUCAUCAUCAAGGACUCGGCGCGCCCGGCGGCCUCCUUGCCGGAGCAUCAUCAUCAUCACCACCACCACCACCACCCGCCCCCUGGGCAGGACUUCCUCAUCCCGCUGGGCGUGCCGUCGCCCCUGGCCGUGUCGGUGGCCGCCUGCCCGUCGCGCAAGAGCGGCACCUUCUGCGUCUGCCCGCUCUGUGUCACCUCGCACCUGCACGCCUCGGAUCUCACGGGCUUCACUAGAAGGUUUCCUUUGUUAGAUGAUCAGGGUCUGAACUUAAGACUUUCAGGCCGUAUCAAGGUUCAAUUCAGAGCCUCGGACGGGGCAAGCCCGUUGCAGAAUGGCAAGCGGAUGCGCACGGCCUUCACCAGCACGCAACUGCUGGAGCUAGAGAGAGAAUUCUCUUCCAACAUGUACCUGUCUCGGCUGCGGCGAAUCGAAAUCGCCACGUAUCUCAACCUGUCGGAGAAACAGGUGAAGAUCUGGUUCCAGAACCGGAGGGUGAAGCACAAGAAGGAAGGCAAAGGCACCCAGAGGAAUACGCACAGCGGCUGCAACUGCAGCAGCAACCCAGGACGUUACCCGAGGUCUGAAGACGAAGAGUCGCUCUCUCCGGCUUCGGGCAACGAAGACAAAGACGUCUCCCCUUUAUGA
Pogona vitticeps (central bearded dragon) is the source of this 672-nucleotide messenger RNA. The record is from RefSeq and is a predicted model, not a curated record. NCBI's taxonomy places the organism in Eukaryota, Metazoa, Chordata, Lepidosauria, Squamata, Agamidae.